This is a messenger RNA of Tachysurus fulvidraco (yellow catfish), 2166 nucleotides long. RefSeq names its product solute carrier family 17 member 6a (gene slc17a6a). The coding region runs from base 387 to 2156 and encodes 589 amino acids. The record is from RefSeq and is a predicted model, not a curated record. Gene Ontology annotation, biological process: synaptic transmission, glutamatergic; regulation of synapse structure or activity; monoatomic anion transport. The transcript has 12 exons. Gene Ontology annotation, molecular function: L-glutamate transmembrane transporter activity; neurotransmitter transmembrane transporter activity. Lineage: Eukaryota; Metazoa; Chordata; Actinopteri; Siluriformes; Bagridae. Gene Ontology annotation, cellular component: excitatory synapse; synaptic vesicle membrane.
AAGCGCGCGUGUUGGUUCGAGCGAAAGGGCAGCGCUGUGCUCUGUCUGUCUCCAGCGCACUAAACUGCCCAUCUAAAAUAUGUCACGUCUCUGCUUUUAGCAUUUAAAUGUUUUGCAAUGAAAAGGUUUACGAGCAGAGAACAUGGAGAAGCGACAAGGAUGCACUGAACUCAAGGGAAUGGAAAACUUAAACGUUGAUCUGGCCGUAAAAGAAGACUGUAAGUGAGUGCAUGUAGGUGUAGGCGUUUUGUACAGCUCAUCCUCACCUACAGUGGGAUUACAAAGCGAAAUCCAAUUGCACUUCAUCAGACAAAUCUAUACAUCCAGUCACCUCAUUCCAGGAUUAUGGAAUUUCAUUGAGUCUGAUAUUAACUGCAUGUUUGGAUAUGGAAGCGGUGAAAGAGCGCGUUUUAGCCCCCGGUAAGGCGGGACUGAAGAAUCUGGCUGGAAAGACCCUGGCACAUAUGCAAAGAGUUAUUGAGAAGAAGCAGAAAACGGGCGAAGUGAUCGAGCUGACUGAAGAUGGCCGCCCCAAACAGAUCAGAGAGAGGAAAGCGCCGCUGCUUGACUGUGCGUGCUUUGGGCUUCCGCGCCGCUACAUCAUCGCCAUCAUGAGCGGCCUGGGCUUCUGUAUUUCUUUCGGAAUCCGCUGCAACCUCGGGGUUGCGAUAGUGGGCAUGGUCAACAACAGUACCGUACACCAGGGCGACAAGAUCAUCAUCAAAGAGAAAGCGAAGUUUAAUUGGGAUCCGGAGACGGUGGGGAUGAUCCACGGCUCGUUCUUCUGGGGUUAUAUAGUGACACAGAUCCCUGGAGGAUACAUCUCCUCAAGACUGGCAGCCAACAGGGUGUUCGGUGCCGCCAUCCUGCUGACGUCAACACUCAAUAUGUUUAUUCCCUCGGCGGCUCGCGUGCACUACGGCUGCGUUAUAUUUGUGAGGAUAUUACAGGGCUUGGUGGAGGGUGUGACCUAUCCAGCCUGCCAUGGUAUAUGGAGCAAGUGGGCGCCGCCUUUAGAGAGAAGUCGAUUGGCAACUACAUCCUUCUGUGGUUCCUAUGCUGGUGCUGUGGUAGCUAUGCCUCUGGCUGGGAUCCUGGUUCAGUAUUCAGGCUGGUCAUCUGUUUUCUAUAUUUAUGGUAGUUUUGGAAUUGUCUGGUAUGUUUUCUGGAUCCUGGUGGCUUAUGAGAGUCCAGCCGAACACCCAACUAUUACAGAUGAAGAGCGGCUUUACAUAGAAGAAAGUAUUGGAGAAGGGACAAAACUGCUUGGGGCAACUGAAAAAUUUAAGACACCCUGGAGGAAGUUCUUCACUUCAAUGCCUGUCUAUGCAAUUAUUGUGGCCAACUUCUGCAGGAGCUGGACCUUCUACCUUCUGCUAAUUAGCCAGCCAGCGUACUUUGAGGAGGUGUUUGGCUUUGAGAUAAGUAAAGUUGGCAUGUUGUCCGCCCUGCCUCACUUGGUCAUGACCAUCAUAGUGCCCAUAGGAGGCCAACUUGCUGACUUCCUACGCAGCAAUAAAAUCAUGUCCACCACCAAUGUCCGGAAGAUAAUGAAUUGUGGAGGAUUUGGGAUGGAGGCAACAUUGUUGUUGGUAGUAGGUUUCUCCCACAGCAAAGGUGUAGCUAUCUCAUUUUUGGUAUUAGCAGUGGGAUUCAGUGGCUUUGCCAUAUCAGGUUUUAAUGUGAACCACCUGGACAUUGCACCCAGGUAUGCCAGUAUACUGAUGGGCAUCUCCAAUGGAGUUGGCACACUUUCUGGAAUGGUCUGCCCUCUUAUAGUGGGUGCCAUGACCAAAAACAAGAGUCGGGAAGAAUGGCAAAAUGUGUUCCUUAUUGCUUCCUUGGUCCAUUAUGGUGGUGUGGUGUUCUACGGGAUCUUUGCAUCAGGCGAACAACAGCCAUGGGCAGAUCCAGAGGAAACCAGCGAGGAAAAGUGUGGCUUCAUCGAUGAAGAUGAGCUUGCUGAAGAAACCGGCGACAUUACACUUAGUCAUGCUCCGUUUGGAGCCCAGGGAGCUUUUGGGGCUCCCCAGAAAUCAUAUGGGGCCACAACUCAGCUCAAUGGGGGAUGGGCAGGAAACUGGGAUAAGAGAGAGGAGUUCAUCCAGGAUGGAGCUGUGCAGGUCUAUCCUCAGGAUGGAGAUGGAUACUCAUAGGACACAGGGG